This is a messenger RNA of Striga asiatica, 1317 nucleotides long. NCBI's taxonomy places the organism in Eukaryota, Viridiplantae, Streptophyta, Magnoliopsida, Lamiales, Orobanchaceae. The record is from the annotation of a GenBank genome assembly.
UAUAUAUAUAUAUAUAUACAUUCACCACCUGAACACCUUCUCAAUCAAACUUCACGUACAAAGCAGUAUAUCAGCUUCUCUCUUGAAACUAACUAAUUCAAUUUUUCUUUUUGUUGUCAACACCUAAAAUAGACGUUUAAGGAUUAUGAUGAAUAGACCCAAUUCCAUCACCUAUAUCUUUUCAGUUAUCUCUCUGUGGUUAUUAUUUAACAUACAAUGUGAAGCACAGUUAUCCUCAACAUUCUACGAGUCCACAUGCCCUAAUGCAACUACCAUAAUCCGAAAUUCAAUCCGCGGAGCAAUAGCUCGUGAGAGGCGAAUGGCGGCCUCGAUUAUUCGUCUCCAUUUUCAUGAUUGCUUUGUCCAGGGUUGUGAUGCUUCGAUAUUGCUAGACGAGACGCCUUCAAUCCAAAGUGAAAAGACUGCUUUCCCUAAUGUCAAUUCAUUAAGAGGCUAUGAUGUGAUUGAGGCCGCCAAACGUGAGGUCGAGCGAGUUUGUCCCGGAGUUGUUUCGUGUGCCGAUAUAUUAACGCUAGCAGCUCGUGAUGCCUCAGCUUACGUUGGUGGCCCAUCAUGGAAUGUGAGACUAGGAAGAAGGGACUCAACCACUGCCAAUCGUGAUCAAGCGAACACAGACCUUCCGAGUCCCUUUGCCACUCUCAACAACCUCAUUUCUGCUUUCGACACCAAAGGACUUAACACAAGAGACAUGGUUGCCCUUUUUGGAGCACAUACAAUAGGACAAGCACAAUGCUUUUUGUUCAGGGCCAGAAUUAAUAGCAAUGGAACUGACAUUGAUGCCGGAUUUGCAAGCACGCGAAGGCGUCGGUGCCCUCAAACGGGCGGGGAUUCGAAUUUGGCCCCACUUGAUCUGGUGACGCCAAAUUCGUUCGAUAACAACUAUUUCAAGAAUUUGGUGCAAAGAAAAGGCCUCCUUCAGUCGGACCAAGUCCUUUUUAACGGAGGAUCAACAGCCACAAUCGUAUCACAGUACAGUAACAACCCUAGACUUUUUGCCUCAGAUUUUGCAAGUGCUAUGAUCAAGAUGGGUGAGAUUCCAGCAGGACAGCCUAAUGGAAUUAUAAGGAGGGUCUGUAGUGCCAUUAACUAGCUAGUCGAAUCAGACCAUGCAAGCACCUAUUGGUGAUUUAUUAAUUUUCAAGUGAUUUUAUUUAUUUAAUUUUCCACCAAUUGUCUGUAUGCCGUGAUCGUUAAUUGUACAUCAACUAGAAUAUUUUGUCGAACAAUAAUUAAUAUUCUUUUAGGUCCGGCAUGAUAAAUAAAAAAAUCACGUGUCUUCUUUUUUAGAGAUGUUAG